CGCCCACUAGGUGGAAUAGUUUUAUUUUAUGAUUGAGCGUAUUAUAAAAAUGAACGAUGCCAUUGCCAAAGUUUUACAAUCAACAACGAAUGCACCGCAGCCAUUUACUGCUGAGGAAAUACUUAUGCUGAAAGAUAUUGAAAAACUUUAAACAAAAUAUUGAUGGAAUCAAUCAAGCAACGUCUUUCCGUAUAUGAGCAGAGAACAGUCUGCAGGAUGGCUACGCUUUUGGAUCCACGGUUCAAAAAAAGUGGAUUUCAACAUAGCUCAAACGCUGAACAAGCAGCAACAUGUUUUGAAAAUGAGCUGGCCAAUUUUCCAGUUAAAGAGACCGCAAGUAAUCAACCCGUAGCACCGGAUUCAAGUUUACUGGAUACUUUGUUCGAUUUUUUGGGUGAGCGUUCCAUGAAUAAAUUUGUAAACUCAAGAGUCGAUGCAAUUUUAACUAAGAAACAGUAUCUGGAAAGGGCAAUUGUCGGACAAGAUAUCGACCCUCUAUUAUGGAUGAAGGUGAAUCAAACUGAUUUCCCUGCCAUUGGGAGCCUUUUCGCCAAAUAUCUUUGCAUUCCGGCUACGUCCGUGGAGUCUGAAAGAACAUUCAGCAAGGCGGGCCAAAUAAUAUCGGAGAGGCGAACCCGGCUCAAAGAAAAAAAUAUUAACAUUCUUUUGUUUUUAAAUCGCAACUCUUGGCUGAAAUAAAGCAUAUUUUAUUGUAUUCGUUUCAUUCUUUUUUUUAUCGUAACUUAGUUAAAAUAAAGCAUAAUAUUUUUAUAUUUGCUUAAAAAAAAUUUUUUUGUUGGGCUACACUAUCGUGCCACUAUCGAUGGCACUAUCGACACUAUCGAUCGUUUAAAAUAAACUAUCGUCGACUAUCGAUGGCGCCCACU
Drosophila elegans is the source of this 887-nucleotide messenger RNA. RefSeq names its product E3 SUMO-protein ligase ZBED1-like. Gene Ontology annotation, molecular function: protein dimerization activity. The transcript has 2 exons. The coding region runs from base 163 to 699 and encodes 178 amino acids. NCBI's taxonomy places the organism in Eukaryota, Metazoa, Arthropoda, Insecta, Diptera, Drosophilidae. The record is from RefSeq and is a predicted model, not a curated record.